Messenger RNA from Phragmites australis (common reed), 948 nucleotides. RefSeq names its product quinone-oxidoreductase QR2-like. The transcript is spliced from 3 exons. Gene Ontology annotation, molecular function: FMN binding; NAD(P)H dehydrogenase (quinone) activity. NCBI's taxonomy places the organism in Eukaryota, Viridiplantae, Streptophyta, Magnoliopsida, Poales, Poaceae. Bases 198 to 824 code for a protein of 208 amino acids. The record is from RefSeq and is a predicted model, not a curated record.
GAAUCAUCACUGCCAUCAUACCGUUUCCUGGUCACACCACAAGCUACCAGCUCCCUUCCAUUGCAGAUUUGCAGCUGCAGCCUCCUCUAUAAAUAAAUACCCUGGAUCAUCAUCUGAAGAAGAGCAGAGGAGAGCAGCUGAAGAAGAAAGAGUCUCAGAAAGCAAUUCGCAGAGGACGAGCUUCUGCGAAUUAAGCAAUGGCGACCAAGAUCUACAUCGUGUACUACUCGACAUGGGGACACGUCGCGACUCUGGCGGAGGAGAUCAAGAAGGCCGCCGAUUCAGUUGACGGCGUUGAAGCUACGAUUUGGCAGGUGCCGGAAACGCUGCCGGAGGAGGUGCUGGGGAAGAUGCACGCGGCGCCGAAGCGGGAGGACCACCCGGUGAUCUCGGCGAGGCAGCUGACCGACGCCGACGGCGUCCUGUUCGGGUUCCCCACGCGGUUCGGCAUGAUGGCGGCGCAGAUGAAGGCCUUCCUCGACUCCACGGGCGGGCUGUGGCAGCAGCAGGCCCUCGCCGGCAAGCCCGCGGGGUUCUUCUUCGCGACGGGCACGCAGGGCGGCGGGCAGGAGACCACGGCGCUGACGGCCGUGACGCAGCUGGCGCACCACGGCAUGCUGUUCGUGCCGGUCGGGUACACGCUCGGCGCCGGGAUGUUCGGCAUGGACGAGGUCAAGGGCGGCAGCCCGUACGGGGCCGGCACGUUCGCCGGCGCCGACGGCAGCAGGAUGCCCAGCGUGGCCGAGCUCGCCAUGGCGGCGCACCAGGGGAAGUACUUCGCCGGCAUUGCCAAGAAGCUCAAGGCGGGAGCGGCACUCGCCUGAGCCUGUAUCUGCACUGCAGCUUAAUCUGCCAUGCAUGCAUGGACACCAUUAACGAUUAAAAUGUACUACCGCUUUUCUUGUUUGCAAAAAGAAGAAGAAUAAGAAUACAUUGCUUUGCGCCAAA